AUGUCUAACGCAAGUCAACGUAAGCUAACAGUGCUGUUCGCGCCGACCGACGGCUGGGGACACAUCAACGCCUGUCAGGGAAUGGCCGACGGUCUCCGAGAGCGCGACCAUCGAGCCAUCUUCGCGGUGGCCGCCAAGUUUGCACCAAAACUACACGCAUCGGGCUAUGAAGUAGAACUUUUGACUGUGACCGCCGAGGGACAGUUGCCCACUCCGGGUGCUGAUGCAAAUCAGGGUGAAAAUAAUUUUGUGGCUAGAAACCUGGAUGUGUUUAAGACGAGUGCCAUAAAUGUGGUGGAAAUGUACGUAAAAUUGUUUGCCGAUCGACUGUGCAGUAAGUUGCGGGACAGGGAUCCAUUGUUUCGGGAGAUUAUCGGUAGAUUGAGACCCGAUGUGAUAGUUGUGGACACUUAUAUCAGUUCUCCGUAUAUCGUCUAUUCGGGCGUUCCCUGGGUUUGGCUCUAUUCAGCCUCACCUUUAAUGAUGUUCAACGACCCACGGCUACCACCGGCCUGGUUAGGUUUGCCAACUGUUGGCAAAGCUAGCGAAUGGACAGAACAUCGAUCACAAUUAGAGGUUGCUUUCAAGAUGUGUUAUCAAAAAGUGAACGAAUGGUAUGAAUCCGAAGGCUUUCCUCCCCUAAAGAGCACAUCUUAUUGUAAUUUGCAUCCAAUCUCUCCGUAUCUCAACAUUUAUAUGACUCCCGAAGAGUUGGACUACAAAGAGGUGCAGCCAUUGGCCCACAACUGGCAUAGAGUGGACGGCUUUGUCCGCACAACUCAUGACACGUUUGAGAUACCGGAGUCUCUGCGGGACAGACCAGGAAAGUUGGUCCUCCUAACUAUGGGUUCGUUCGGUGGCCAACAUCUGGAGCUCAUGACUCGGUUGACCACCAUUUUGGCCAAAUCUGAGCACCGGUUUAUAGUAGCAAAGGGUCCCAUCCAUGACAAGUAUGAAUUACCGAGCAAUAUGUGGGGUAAAAAAACUUUACCCCAAACAGCAGUCAUACCAUUAGUUGAUUUAGUGCUAACACACGGCGGCAACAAUACUGUGACCGAGACUUUCUAUUUUGGUAAACCAAUGCUUGUAUUACCCCUUUGGGCGGAUCAGUACGACAACGCACAGCGCCUGCAGGAGACGGGUCUCGGCUUAAGACUCAAUCCUUUCCAUUGCACUGAAGAGGAAUUAUUUGGCUCAAAGAAUGAAAUCAAUUGGCGAUAG
Molecule: messenger RNA, 1221 nt
Organism: Medioppia subpectinata
Lineage: Eukaryota; Metazoa; Arthropoda; Arachnida; Sarcoptiformes; Oppiidae
Source: the annotation of a GenBank genome assembly